UCACUCCUAGUUAAAGUCUCCUUCCUAAAUCUGAUCGGAGCAGACGAGCAACAAGCCCAUCUGGACUCCGUGGGUUUACUGAAACCACUGGACUUCAUCCGGUUAUCAUGAUUCAAUUGUCCUGGUUUUUGUUGGGGUCACUUUUGUUUGGGCUUCAGGCUGCUGUGGUGAUAAGAGCUCAUUCUGGAGUUAAUCUGGUGCGACAUAAAAGAAACUGGGUUCCCCCUCCAUUAACUUUGAAGGAAAAUGUUGACUACACUCAACUGGAGUCUAUUGCCAAGAUCCGUUCAGACCAACAAACUGGAACAAAUAUUCUCUACUCCUUAGAAGGUAUUGGAGCAAACCAGCAUCCUUUUCAUGUUUUUGUGGUUGACGCUCAUACUGGAAACGUUCGAGUGACCAGAAAGCUUGACAGGGAGCAGAUUGACAAGUACCAGCUUGGAGGUUUUGCUAAAUUCCCAGAUGGCACUGAAGCAGAGAAAAAAAUUGACCUCAAAAUUAAGGUUAUUGAUGAGAAUGACAAUCCUCCGAUCUUUGAUUCAUCACUGCUGAGAGCUUCGGUGGACGAGAACAGUGCUGCAGGGACGUCAGUUACAAUAAUCAAAGCCACUGAUGCAGAUGAACCAGGGACGAACAAUUCUAAGAUCGCCUACUCCAUCAUAGAUCAGAAACCCCACCACUAUUUCGGCAUUACCAAGGAUGGCGUGAUCUUUGUUCAGAAUGCUAUGUUGGACAGAGAAGAAGAAGACACAUAUAUUCUAACAGUGACUGGUAAAGAUCUAUAUGGUGCAGAAGGGGGAAACAUUGCAACAGGAACUGUUACUAUCACCAUCCUUGAUGUGAAUGACAAUUUUCCAACUUUGGAAAAACCAGAUUAUGACGGAACAAUUGAGGAGAACACAUUUGGUGUUGAGGUGAUGAGGAUCACAGCACAGGAUCUGGACCUUCAGAACACAGACAACUGGGAAGCGGUUUUUGACAUAGUCAAAGGCAAUGAGGCCGGAUAUUUCAGUAUAAAAACUGAUCCCCGGACCAACGACGGCAUCCUAAUGCUUGAGAAGCCUGUGGACUACGAGGAUAUGAAAAACCUGGAACUAGGGCUAGCAGUGCGGAACAAGGCUCCACAGUUUGAUGGAUCAGGCUCAAAUGGAGCUAGUAUAGGUUUUGGAGGAGGAGCCGGAGGGGCCACUGGCGCCAGUGGUGUCAGUGGUGCCAGUGGUGCCAGCGGUGGCAGUGGUGUGGGUGGCUCCACUGGUGCCACUGGCGCCAGUGGUGCCAGCGGCGCCGGCGGCGCCGGCGGCAGUGGCGCAGGUUCCGCCAGCGGCACCAGUGGUGCCAGUGGAACAACAUUUAAAACCUACCCAAUCAAAAUCGCUGUAAAGAACCAGCCAGAAGGACCACAGUUUGAUCAAGCAGUUAAAGCUAUUCCUGUCGUAGAAGGAGGCGAUAUUGUUAAUAAAGUGAUUGGCCGUUAUCCUGCAACAGAUAAAGACACUGGGAAACCAGCGGAGAAUGUCAGAUAUUUAAAAGGCUCAGACCCUCAUAACUGGUUUACAGUUGACCCCGAGACAGCUGAGAUCAAACUGAACAAGAUACCUGACAGGGAGUCUCCAUUUCUGGUCAAUGGGACAUAUACGGCUAAAAUACUCUGCAUCACAAAAGACAUGCCAGCUAAAACGGUUACUGGAACUAUAGCCAUCCAGGUAGAGGAUUUUAAUGACAACUGCCCCAUGCUGACCAGUGACUUCCAGUCUAUGUGCACAUCAAAGGACAGUGUCAUUGUCAAUGCUAAAGAUGAAGAUCAACAUCCUAAUGGAGCACCUUUUGAAUUUACCAUUGUCUCAGAGGACAGAAGGGGAAAUUGGCAAGUGGAGCACUACAAUGAGACUGCAGCUAUUGUGAGGGCGCAGGAGGAGAUGUGGCCUGGUGUCUACAACCUGCUGUUUGUGGUGAAAGACCAACAGGGACUUGCCUGUCCAAAACCACAAAAAAUGACAGUCCAUGUCUGUGUCUGUGAGGAUGGAGUUGUCUGUGCAAAACGAGGUUCCAGCAGUCAAUUUGAGCGAAACACAGAGUUAGGAGCUGCAGCCAUCGGACUUCUUUUUCUGGGACUUAUGCUUUUAAUACUCAUUCCGCUUUUGUUGUUCGUUUGCAAAUGUGGAGGAGCUGCAAAAUAUACCGACCUCUUUACUGAAAUGCCUUUUCCCACAAAGACACAUCUCAUUAAUUACCACACUGAGGGCCUUGGAGACAAUGUGGAGGUUCCUUUGUUGAAUAUGCCACUACCGGGGGUUACUGGCAUAGCUCAAAGUCCUGUAGAAAUGAUAUAUGGGGGGGGAUUGGAAGUGCAGCAAUCUGUUGAUUCCAUGAAUGCGGGCAUGUUACAAGGUUUUUCUUCAAGUGGCCACAAAGAAGGAAUGUGGGGGAUGAACCAGUGGGUGAGCAGUGCCUUCAACUCAGAAUCUGAAGGCAGAGAGUCAAGAGGAGAAGGAGGAUUUCUUAGUGGCAUGGCCUUGCCAGAAAACUUCCUGAAUAAAUACUACAACAUGGUGACCAGUGGAAAUGAUGACAAACUUGGGUUAAAAGAUGGCCUGUUGGUGUAUGACUAUGAAGGCCAGGGCUCCUCCGCUGGUUCUGUUGGCUGCUGUAGCACUUUGGAAUCAGACACUGACCUGCAUUUCCUUGAUGAUCUUGGAAUAAGGUUUAAAACACUUGCUGAGAUAUGUGAAGGCAAAACAAUCCAAACUGAGAUUACACAGGUGGACACUCCUCGACCUAAUGCUCCUGUAAACAAGAUUCAAAUGUCAGAGCCAAAUUUGGUGACACGCCAAGAGAUGUCUUAUUCAUCUAAAAUACAACCGGCUAACUCCAGAACCGAGCAGACUUUAGUCAAUGAAACAACUGAGCAUUCUAAAAUAAGGGAUAACAAGGCCGCAGUAAGGAAAGGGAUGACCACAGUGCAAACAGAGAUGGCACAUCAGAACCAGAUGUUAGUUUUAAACCAAGAGCAGCCUGUCUACUUCACCACGACACCUGUGCUGCAGCCCAUGCACUAUGUUGUUCAGCAGCCCCUUCAGAAUGCCAUGAUGGUAGCUGAGGCACCUAUCCCCAAUCUUCAGCCCAUGGUAGUGUUUAAUGGCACUGACAUUGGGUCCUCACAGGUUAUUGUUCAAGGGCAGACAAUGAUGCCCAAUGCACAACUCCAGAGCCUUGGGACUGUGCUGGUGGACAGCAGGGAGAUCCAAGGAACUAGUGGAAACUUGGUCUCUGGGUCCCAAAAUAUGAUGUUUCUUAAAGGCAAGGUCCCAGCAGGAUCACUGAAAGUAUUAAGUGGGAACCAGGCUACCCUCAUUCAGGGUGGUACUGUACUAAAUGAGCAGUCAGGGUCUCAGACAAUCAUGAAUAUUGGGGAAUCAAACACCAGAGGGCAUCAGCUUCUGGAAGGAAGAGGUGUCUUCCAAAACACUGAAGAGUCUGGGAUUCAAAUAGUUCAUGACAUCAGUGGUGGUGCAUAUAGUGGCUCUCAGGGUAGCACCUCUUUCAACAUACUUAGCAAAGUCCCCACCAUUCAAAACAUUCUGCAGAAGUAAUAAGAAAUUAACUUAAAUAUUCUGCCUGUAAAGUGGUCAACAUACACCGCUAAUGUGGUCUACGCUGAUGGGAGCUUAUUGUUGUCAAAAGUUGAAAUGUAAUAAAAAAAAAAUAGAAGGUUAGAAGGUUCUACCAUGGCCCCGGGGUUCUCCUGACCUAAAGAAGAUAUAUAAACAACAACCCAUAAAGAAAUGGCUUUUCUCACCAGUGUCAACAAAGUUAAAAAUCAGCAGUCUAUAAAAUGUCCAAACCUGAUGUCAUAUGCAACAAAUGCUGAUGUUCAAACUUUUACUUCAUGCAAUUUUCUUUUUGCAUUUUCAGCUUUUGAAAUGUAAAAGCAAAACCACAAUCUUACCUAAACUCUUGAAAUAGUGUGUGAAAUUUAAAUUUAGGUCAAAAUGGAACGUCAUGCACAAAUUCAAUUCAGUUUUCAGUUAAAUUGAUUCAUACAGAUUUCAAGUCAUGUACAUACAUUGCAAUUAAUCCUAACUAUCCAACAGUGGAGUCAGAUUCAGUUUAUUAUUCAGAUUGGUUAAAAAGUUUUUCUAUCUAGGGAAAACCAGCAGAUGGUAUUAAGUCAGUGACUUGCAGCAUUCACUCCUCUUGGAUGAGCAUGUAGAGACAGUGGACAGCCACUGGCGUUGACUUUGCAGCAAUCCCUCAUACUGAGCAUGCAUGUAGUGACAGUGGAAAGAAAAAC
Girardinichthys multiradiatus is the source of this 4291-nucleotide messenger RNA. Its product is annotated as desmoglein-2-like. Gene Ontology annotation, cellular component: plasma membrane; desmosome. Lineage: Eukaryota; Metazoa; Chordata; Actinopteri; Cyprinodontiformes; Goodeidae. Bases 108 to 3590 code for a protein of 1160 amino acids. Gene Ontology annotation, molecular function: calcium ion binding. The transcript is spliced from 14 exons. The record is from RefSeq and is a predicted model, not a curated record. Gene Ontology annotation, biological process: homophilic cell-cell adhesion.